AUGAAGAAAUGCGAGUUAUGCAAUUCUACUGCAAGAAUGUAUUGUGAAUCCGAUCGAGCAAGCCUGUGCAGGAAUUGUGAUGCAAGGGUUCAUACAGCAAAUUCUAUUGUAGCUAAGCACUCAAGAAAUCUUCUAUGCCAUACCUGUCAAUCUCCAACCCCGUGGAACGGUUCGGGUACCAGGCUGGGGCCUUCGGUUUCUCUCUGCGAGUCGUGCGACCUUGAAAAUGGGAGUAUAGAAGUAGACGAGGAUGAUGAUGAUGAGGACGAGGACGAGGACGAGGACGAGGACGAGGACAGGGACGAGGACGGGGACGAGGACGAGGAAGAGGACAAGGAAGAACAUAACGAAGAAGAUGAUGAUGCUGAUAGCCAAGUUGUAUCUUCAUCUUCAACAUCUAUCCCUCCACCUUUGCCUCCAAGUUCUUCCAACUGUGAAGUGUCUUUUACUGGACUUUCUAGGGGAAGAAACGGUGUUUACAGUUCAAAUUUCGGGUUCUCGUCUGCAUCAACAGUUGAGGAUUAUAGUGGAAUUGAAAGGGCGCAUGGGAAAAAAAGGGCUCGUGAACAUUGA
This is a messenger RNA of Fraxinus pennsylvanica, 573 nucleotides long. Lineage: Eukaryota; Viridiplantae; Streptophyta; Magnoliopsida; Lamiales; Oleaceae. The record is from the annotation of a GenBank genome assembly.